AUGUCUGCUGAGGAUUCCUGGGUAUUUGAUUCACUCGUCUGCUUUCUGCACGGACCUGUUUGGAAUGCACCGCUUCAGACCUUCAUCGAGCAGAAAUCUCUGGUCUUUGAUCCCAAUUUGCAGGCGGAUGAAAACAAUCCGGACAUAAGACAAAUCUAUGAGGAGUACAAGAAUCUGGUGGACUUUAUGCUGGGCAGUUUCAUGGAGGAGAUGCACAUUACCCCGGAGCAGUUUGAACUGGCUUGCCUCGAGGGCAGACAGCAGGGACAGGGCGAGAAUCCGUUUCAGUUCCAUCAGGUGUUGUUUCAGCAGAUUUGGGCAGCCAACGAUUUGAAGAUCUUCAUACGCAUGAUGACCCAACGCAAUGUGGAGCUGCAGCUGCAGGCGCUGGACUUGAUUGAGAAGCAUCAGCUGGCACAAAGUCUCUCCGACAGCGAGAGUGCCACAGCCACAGACGAUGCCGCUGGCGAUGUGGAUGUGGAUGUGGACCAAUUGAUUGCCAAAACCGUGUCGGAUGACCUCGAGAGUCCCGAGGCUGCUCUGACACCCGAACAAGAUGCCAAUCUCGAGCUGGUCAACGAUAAGUUUCAGCGUCUGAAUCUCUUCUUCGAGCAGGAGGACAAAGUGGAUCCCAACGAUGUCGUCUCAAGGCAGGAAUAUUUGCGUCAGCAGCGCGACAAAAUCGUCGAGAUCAAGAAGCAAACACGAGCCAAGCAGCUGCAGGAAACUGUGGCACGCAGCACACCAGCUGGAGGAGCACGUCCCAGCUCAGCACAGGUGGCACAGCAGCUCCUCGAGGGCGACGAGUUGCCGCCGUCGCCGCCAGCGGAUGAGGCAGAGAAUGCAGCGUUGCAACUGCGUCGCACUCUUGCCAAGCGACUGCGCAACGAGGUUGUGGAGCACCAAUGAAGGAAUGGAAUCCAACGAUUUACACAUUUUAAACACUUUUAUUUUGCAAGUCUAGUUUGGCGCGUCUUCUGUGUGUGUGUGUGACUGUGACUAGUAUGGACUGGGAGUUGACUCUAUGUCUAUUGCAGUUGCCUUUGUUAUUUGUGGUACAAGGUAAUACGCGCGUCUCGAUGUAGCCACACAUCCACAAACACACACACACAGCUCGAAGUGUAGUGUGUGUGCAUUGUGGUUGUGUGGCAGCUACUUUAAUUUGGUUAAGCGAUGAAUUUCUCAAAAUUAACACAACAAAACUAAUAAUUAUAAUAAU
Molecule: messenger RNA, 1219 nt
Organism: Drosophila sulfurigaster albostrigata
Lineage: Eukaryota; Metazoa; Arthropoda; Insecta; Diptera; Drosophilidae
Product: cilia- and flagella-associated protein 36
Exons: 3
Coding region: 1-909 (302 amino acids)
Cellular component (GO): ciliary base; axoneme
Source: RefSeq, a predicted model, not a curated record